Molecule: messenger RNA, 1755 nt
Organism: Penicillium malachiteum
Lineage: Eukaryota; Fungi; Ascomycota; Eurotiomycetes; Eurotiales; Aspergillaceae
Product: M3 family metallopeptidase
Exons: 4
Biological process (GO): proteolysis; peptide metabolic process
Cellular component (GO): mitochondrial intermembrane space
Molecular function (GO): metalloendopeptidase activity
Source: RefSeq, a predicted model, not a curated record
ACAAAGACAUCAUCAGAUACAAAAAUGUCAUCAAACAAGCUGCAAGUGCCACCUCAGGCGCCUCCGAGAUUCAGUGACACACAAUCAUCGAUUCUCAGCAAGGCUAUGGAUCUGAUAGAGCGCUCCCGAAAGGCGAAAGAUGAGCUUGUGGCACAUGUGCCGCUAGAGGAUGCAACCUUUGCAAAUGUUCUGCUACCACUCGCGAACGAUGAGAAUUUAUUGGCUAUUGAAUUCGAAAUUCUCAAGUUCUAUCAAUCUGUAUCGACCGACCCGGAGCUUCGUGAUGCAUCAAGGGAGGCUGAGAAACUUUUUAACGAAUUUGUUCUUGAGACCGAGACUCGGGAAGACCUAUACAACCUAGUCAAGUGGGUUUUCGACAAAAGCAACAUUGAAGAACUGGAUCCUGAAUCACGUCGAUUGUUAGAGAAAAAAUACAAAGAUUAUGAACGAAAUGGAUUGGGACUCCCCGAAUCUCAGCGGUUGCGCUUCAAAGAAAUCAAGAAACAUCUCAAUCAGCUUAGAAUUGACUACCAAAAAAAUCUCAACAGCCAACAUGGAGGUAUUUGGCUUACCCUGCAGGAAUUGGAUGGAGUAUCUGCGGACUUUAUAUCCAGCUUGCAGAAGAGAAAAACCGAUGACAAUCAUCUGGGUAAGGUUUGGCUAAGUUUCAAGUCAUCAGAUAUCUUCAUGGCACUACGAUAUGCAAAGAACGAAGAAACCCGAAAGAAAAUCUUCAUUGCCGAUGAAAAUAAAUGCUCACAGAAUGCGGACAUCCUCAAGGAGGCUGCGGUGCUUCGCGAUGAAGCUGCUCGGCUACUUGGAUAUUCACAUCAUGCAUCGUUCAGAAUAGAAGAGAAGAUGGCCAAAAACUCCGAGACGGUGGAAAUUUUCUUAGACGACUUGUGGUCCAAGUUAACGACCAGUGGUCAAGAAGAGCUUGCGGAUCAAAAGCAGUUCAAAAAGGCAGAUCUUGAGUCUCGUGGAGAACCCUUUAAUGGCUUUUAUCUCUGGGACCAUGCAUUCUACAGUUGUUUAAUGAGGCAAAACGAGUUGUCAAUCGACCAUAAGAAGAUUGCAGAGUAUUUCCCUUUGCAAACCAGUGUCCAAGGUAUGCUAGGGAUUUUUCAGAGGUUGUUUGGUCUCAUUUUUAAAGGAAUGGUCGUGGAGAAAGGCAGUGACAUUGUUUGGCAUGAUGAUGUACUGGUUUUCAGUGUUUGGGAUGACGAAGACCUAGGCAGUGGAUUCGUUGGCUACCUCUACAUGGACCUGUUCUCACGAGACGGUAAAUAUCCAAAUCCAUCGGAUUGGAAUCUGCAACCAGGCUCUAUUCGAGAAGAUAACACACGCCACUAUCCGUCCACAGCUUUGUUAUGCCAGUUCCCCAAGCCUAGUCCUGAUAUCAUGGAUUUGGAUAUCUCAUCAAAGUACAAUAGCCUGCGAAAGGCAAUCAGACUGACUGACGGUCCUGAGACACUAGGUCAGGGUGAUGGAUGGGGUCAUGGCGAGGCAAAUAUCCCACACUGGAUGGGCACGUAUGAUUCGGGCUUUUACAGCUAUUUAUGGUCGGAAGUAUAUGCCCUUGAUAUGUUUGACACGGUAUUCCGGUCUGACCCUCUCAACGCCAAAGAAGGCCGAAAAUAUCGAAAACUUGUUCUUGAGAAGGGUGACAGCCAGGAUUGUAUGAAGACUCUGACUGAUUUCCUAGGUCGUGAACCAAGCAGAGAGGCAUUCUUCAAGGAACUCGGUUUGGCUUGA